This is a messenger RNA of Oppia nitens, 957 nucleotides long. RefSeq lists its product as uncharacterized. Lineage: Eukaryota; Metazoa; Arthropoda; Arachnida; Sarcoptiformes; Oppiidae. The transcript is spliced from 2 exons. The coding region runs from base 1 to 957 and encodes 318 amino acids. The record is from RefSeq and is a predicted model, not a curated record.
AUGGAGUUAAUUGCAAACAAAAUGCGACAACUAUUGCAUACCGUUCCCGUUGGCAAUCAUCAGCAUAAUAAUACAAACAACGCUAACAGAUCCGAUACCAUUAUCAACAGCACAGGUGGUGCUGAUGGCCUAAAACAAGGUGCGGCGGCCACACAAUCGCCGAUAGCCCAUAAAAAUUGCAAACACAUUAGAAAACAACAACUAUUACAACAAAAUAAUAAUUAUCGUAAUUCAUCGCUAAGUGGCCGACCGUUUAUGGGUGAGCGCACCGGUAGUGUCGAAUCGGAACACUGUACCGAAUUGCCGCCAAUAAUCAUCGGUAGCUGUGGUGGCGGUGACACUAGUAUUACUGCCAAUCGAUUUGUCGACAAAUUGUUGGACUAUUUGCGAGAUAAUUACCUAAAAGUUAUUGAUCCCUAUGUUUUGGAUCAGAGCUAUGAGUUUAGUCCAAGAAAAUAUGUCAAAUUUAUCGUAACGUCGGGUGUUAUACACGGUAUAACCAAUUUUGAACGGAUCGGUGACUCGUAUAUUGUAAAGUCCCGAGAAUCUGACCUAAAAUUUCGACUGUGCUCUCAUCUGAUGCUAACCGAUAUGGUGGCCGACCUAAAGUUCAGUGCCAAUGUGACACCCAUACGUGUCAAACGUAAAUCGUUGCGCAUAUUUUGCGAAAAGUUUGUCCUCUACGUUGAACUAACCCUAGACUUGCGGCCAAAAGGCACGUCACAGACAACACGUGUUACCCAAUUGCGAGUCGUUUCCAUUGCCGAUAUCGAGUGUCGAACACGUGGUCUGAUAUUUCCAUUAAACCGUUCGUUCGAUACGCUCGUAACGCGUGUUUUGCAAAAUAUUUGCAAAAAUCUAGACUCGCGUGAAUUGACCAAAUUGGCCAACGAUUUGGCCCAACAAUAUUUGGAUAGUAUUUUUAAACUAUCUAAUUUUACCGAAUUUUUUAGCUAG